AUGCCGGGCGAGGUGCGAGUAUCGCAAACCAGACCCUCACAGCAUGCAGAAUCUCAGUACGAGGGCUUCUUAAAAGGGUUGGGUGCAACGUCUCAGGAUGUCAUUUGCAGCAAGAAAGCCUCGCAGCUGAAGAGGCUACAUGAAGCUACUCACUUUGCGAUUGGAUGUGAGAAGUGGGAUGAAGGGGUUCGAGGAGCGUCAGUGAGCCACACCACAUUUGUGGAUCCAGAGGUGGUCUAUGCCACCUGCGAUGCUCCAGAUAAGAAUAUGAGCGUUGUCGAGCUAAGACAGCAGGCCUUCAAGCCUGAAGCCCACUACCGCACGGAGCAACGUGACAGAUACGAAGACCCAGGACCACAGCCGAAGAAUGACACUUUGGUUCCGGUGGUUUCAGUACACCUGGGAGACGACAGGCCGGGCUACGCGCUGCAGUCUCAUGCAGCACAUCGCAAGAUUGCCCAGGAGGAGCACCACCAUGCAAGAGUCCUUCGAGCAGCCGGCUCCGGCGUGCUGAUUCCCACGAGCGCGUGGCCGAAGCCUGUGCGAUGUAACCCCGUGACGGGUGGACCCAGAAAUGCCGACGUCUACGACCUGGGCGUGGCAUCUGGCGUGCGGCAUGACCGCGUAAGCCAGAACUGCUCUUCCGUUGUGCAGGAGGCUCAUGUUCGCAAUCCUAUACAUGGGAUAGCAAUUCCGCUCCACCAGUAUGCCAAUCCGAGAGGGGAGCUAGGAAGGAGCACAGAGCAAAUUGUGGCCGAAGCGAAUCGCGUUGUUCCACCUCUUCGUUCCUUAGCUGCUGUGCGGCCUCACUGCUGA
Messenger RNA from Symbiodinium natans, 816 nucleotides. The record is from the annotation of a GenBank genome assembly. Lineage: Eukaryota; Dinophyceae; Suessiales; Symbiodiniaceae.